Molecule: messenger RNA, 195 nt
Organism: Fusarium fujikuroi IMI 58289
Lineage: Eukaryota; Fungi; Ascomycota; Sordariomycetes; Hypocreales; Nectriaceae
Exons: 2
Coding region: 1-195 (64 amino acids)
Source: RefSeq, a predicted model, not a curated record
AUGUAUCGACUCCUGGAGCUGCUUGAACUUGCAGCGAAGCUUAUCUUGAAGCUCAUCACGGGCAUCUUUGCAGGUAGCUUUGAAGUUUUCCGUGUGAUACUCCAUAUUGAGACAAAAACGCUCAAGGUACUGCUUGAAGAUAUUGUCCUCAUCGCUCUCCUGGUCUUCUGGGUCGAUGGGUUGGCAGUGCUCUAA